AUGCGUCGCGGCCCGACACGAGAGAUCGCUCGGUGUGCCAGAGAGAACGCGACCCCAUCAUCUUCACAUAUACCCUUGUACGUUAACCGAGAUGAGACAAUCAACCGGUCGGUAAGAGAUCGUCAACGUCCUGCCUCAUCCGUCUACGAUCAGAAGGUUCAUAAUCCCAUAGGUGGAUCAGUUCCGGUACGGAGAUUCGAACGACGAUCUCGACCUGCACUAUCAAUUACGUCUCCAGAAGGCGAAGGCCGGAUCCGACCCCAGACCAUGUUCUGUGCUACCAACGACGAAUCAAUUGGGGUGGAAAAACGAUAUCCACUCCCAAAUGGCGUCAUCGGUCGAUCCGUUCGAAUGAAUGCCGCAGCAAGAGCCACUCGACGUCGACUGCGUAUGAGUGAAACGUUCGAUGAACUGAGUCGAAAACAAGAAGAGAAACAUCCAGCAUUGACACAAAACACCUCACAACCAACUGUAAAGUUCCGUCGCCCCAUGUCGAUGGUGCUGACCAACCAGCGGCCAGCUCCGCUGGUCAAGAUCAGCGAGUUGCCGUUGGACGAAGAGGAUUCAGAAGACCAGAAGAAGGAGGAUGACAUCGAAUUCAGUCGACAAAUGGCGGCGGCCGCUUUCAAAAUGCUGGACGCGCAAGUGGCCCUACAACAACAUCAAAAAGAGAUGGCCAGAGAGGAGGGAAAGGCGAAGCGACGAUCUUUGAUUAAUUUCUCAUCCUUAUCCUCGGCCAGCCCCAACUCCAACGGCUCUUUAUUGGGAAUGUUCUUCGGAAACCGAAAGCGGAACGACAAAAGGGAAAUGUCAAACUCGAUCAGUUCCCCGAUACUAAUCCCGUCUAAUGGCGUUAAGCGGUGUACCGUGCGCAGUUCCUCGCUGAACGCAAAACUAGCCGACAAAAACGUAAAGUUUUACCAAGGUUACUCAAGGUUUACAAAAUUUAAAAAUAUUUCGAAUAUAAGAUUCUAAUUUACCUAGACAAACAAAAAAUAACUCUGCUUCAACAGUUAAUAAUAACUUAUAAUUAAUAUUAACUAACAAAAUAUUAACCUUAACAUAAUAUUUUUUCAGAGGAACGACGGCAGCUCUAAUGUGAAGGAAAAGUGUACCAAAGACACAAUACGAGAGAUCCUCGGCCGACGAGGCCCGUAUCCUCAAAUAGUACUACCAGUGAACGGUCGGUACUGGAUGGAUGGAGUGAGUUCCUGUCCUAUUCCCAUGGACGAGGAACUGCUCCAGAAUACCCAACAGAACAACAGUUGUGCCAGAUUCAAGCUCGAGACUGACGACACGUCCCACUCCUACAGACGUCACUUCAUCGGCCGCGAGCACCACAACUUCUUCGCCAAAGACCCCAAACUGGGGCCACUGGUGCUGUCCGUUCGUACUGAGACCAUCUCUUCCCAAGACCACUUCAGAAUUAUCCUGAGGACGAGGAAUGGCACCGUGCACGAGAUUGUGCCGGCUUCAGCCUUGGCCGACAAACCCUCCGCUAGUCGGAUGGCCAGAUUACUGUGUGAAGACAUAUCGACCGAAAGAUUUUCGCCUGUAGCGUUCCCCGGUGGAUCUGAACUGAUUCUCAAGUACGACGAACAUGUAAUCACUGACACCUACAAGUUUGGUAUGUUUUAUGACAUCUUUAAAGUUUUAUUACUUUUUGAUUGAUCUUGUAUAAUAUAAAUAUAACAGAUUAUAAAUAUACAAGAAAACAUGUGUAAUAUAAUCCUUAAGGUUUUUGUGCUCUGCCACAUGGAUUAUUGAUAAGAUAUCUAGAGUUAUAUCCACUAAACACAAAUUAUUACGUUUUGCAGGAGUGAUCUAUCAAAAGUUUGGACAAACAACGGAAGAAGAAUUGUUUGGAAAUGCCAAUGCUACUCAGUCAUUCACCGAAUUCCUCGAAGUCUUGGGUGACCGAGUUCAACUCAAAGACUUCGAAGGCUACCGUGGAGGACUAGACAUACAACAUGGUCAGACUGGUACAGAGUCUGUCUACACAUCGUUCAGACAGAAGGAAGUCAUGUUCCACGUGUCCACCAUGUUACCCUACACAGUCGGAGAUACACAACAACUACAAAGAAAACGACACAUCGGCAAUGACAUUGUAGCCAUCGUAUUCCAGGAAGAAAACACCCCCUUCUCCCCCGACUUCAUCGCCUCCAACUUCCUCCAUGCCUAUAUUGUUGUACAACCCAUCGAUGCAGGCACAGACAACCCCAAGUACCGAGUGUCAGUGACAGCACGAGACGACGUCCCAUUCUUCGGCCCCACCCUGCCAGCCCCCUCCAUCUUCAGGAAGGGUCUCGACUUCAGAAACUUCCUAUUGACAAAGCUUAUCAACGCCGAGAACGCUGCCUACAAGGCCGACAAGUUUGCCAAAUUGGCCGAACGAACUCGAGUAUCUCUUCUGGACGGACUACACUCGAAUCUAGUAGAACGUGCUCAGUUCUACGGAAUGGCGUUCUUAGAAUCAGCAGAUCCCCAAGCUUCCACCACCAGCUCAACAGGUCUCUUCAGUUCAGUCAAGAAGGCCUUCAGUGGUCGUAGUCGGUCUGUUUCACAAGAUGUCACCGCAAUGGGAGCUGUUCACGGCAGCACCCGGCUGUCAGCUGCCGCCUUAGGAGAACAUAUAUCAUCUCCGGCGAUCUCUCGCGCCAAUAAUGGCUCUACGUCGUUCUCGGCACAAAGAAAAUCUCCAUCGUCAUCUGGCUCCUCCAACUUUGUCAGAAGAAAGACGGUAGCAUCUCCAUCGCUAGCCAUGAUGAACGACACUUUUGAAGACGUAACUCAACAUAAAGGGUCAGUCUCCAAACAAUCAGCAGCAGGAAAGGCCAUGGUGACGAGGAAUCACUCCACCGCCUCAGGGGAAAAUUCCUUUCCAACCGGUUUAAGGGUUCAACCGACAUAUCAACAAAAGUAAGCGGCUAACCUACUAUAAUAUAACAAAACCUAGGCAAAACACUCAGUUAAAGAUUUUUUUAAAUACAGAAACUAUAGAAUAACUUACAGUACCAGGGACGUCGCUACGGUUUUUCUCUGGGGGGGAAAAAAAAUUUUUUUGGUCCACAGGUAGCAGCUACCUGUGGACCGAUUUUUCGAAAAUUUUUUUUUUCGUUUUUUUCACGUACAGGUCCUGUGGAUUUUUUUUCGGAUCGGCUCUGGGGGGAGUCACCCCGAACCACCCCCCCCAAACGACGUCCCUGUACAGUACCUAAAUGAAAAACAAGCCAAACUAAAAAUACUAAAGAAACCUAAAAUAUCACUCCCUAAAUUAACCAUUUCAGAAUCUCUCCGAACGGAAGCACUGACUGGGAAGAAUACUCCAGCUUCGAACACGAAGAUCACAUGGAAGAGCACGAUUCUGACACUGGCAUGGAAAGCAUGUCGUCGACUGACAUGCACACCGCUCACCUCGGAAUGCUCCAUCACCAUCAUCCUCAACAUAACUCCUCCUCGUCAAAUCGAUCAGUUUGCACGUUUUGUCUCGAGCAAGAAGAUCAGAAGCGACUCGAAGAGUUGAUCGUGAGCAUGGAUCGGUUGAAGACUGAAAAGAGCGACCUACUACAACAAAAUGUCACUUGUAAAACUGACAUCAAGAAGCUCAAGCAGAGGUGAGUUUAGUUUUUUGAAGUCAAGUUUCGUUUUAUCAAAAAAAACGAAAUAUUUUCUAAAACAAAAAUCAGUUUGCAGGUUUGAGACGAAAUGUCACAAAAAUAAUAGAUUUUUUACCAAAAAUAGAAUCCAUUUCAUGACUUUGGUAAAAACUAAACUAAAACAAUAUUUUUUGUAAUUCAAGGUCACAAAUUACGAUUAACACUGAGUUUACGACAUUUUAAACUUCCAUAUUGUUUACGACCGCUUUUCAGACAAUCGAUGUUAUCGACGGAACUCGAACGAGCCAACGACGAGAUACAACGGCUUCGGCGAAUGUUGAAACGGCCUUCAAACGGAUCCGACUCCUCAGGGCAUUCUUCCACCUGUUUCUCGAGUUCCCCACCUUCAAUCACCCCUCUGGCUAGUCGCGAGCUCGACUUUCAUGUGGUUUCCCCCUAA
Messenger RNA from Bursaphelenchus okinawaensis, 4056 nucleotides. Lineage: Eukaryota; Metazoa; Nematoda; Chromadorea; Rhabditida; Aphelenchoididae. The record is from the annotation of a GenBank genome assembly.